AUGUCAUAUGACGACUCCCAGGAACCUCUGGCCGGCCCUCCUGCCUUCUUGCAUGACUCUCAUCCCCUAGGCAAUAUGGCGACGUCCACCGAGUGGAAAUUGCCGAUGCGUCCUGCUCCUACCCUUGUAGCCACCACGACUGCCCCACUGAGGCGAGUGCCUCUUCAGGAACUUGACGUCUCUUCAUCCGGGUUCCUAGUACCAGAUGAUGAUGGCAAGAGCCGGGCCCCUCUAUGCCGUCGCCCUAUGCCGUCGCGGGGCAAGGAGAACAUACCCCAAGCGUUCCACGCGGCCGGCGAGGACCCCAGGGAAUACCUGCGCACGACCUCAUAUAUCCAUGCCCUUGAUAUGCGUCGCACCAGGCGCCAGAUCGAGAGGGACAGGGCCAGAGCCUUGGCCAGGCAGCAGGCCAUGAGAGCCCCGCUGAGCCGCAUCUUGAUACGCCAUGGACUCAGGUUCCCGUUUGCUGACCACCGCCCAGCUGCGCCGCCUGCACGCCUCAGCAUGCCGGAAAUGUCCGACGACUCAGGAUCAGAGCCCGACCUGAGCGUGCUAGGUAUGACGAGGGCACGUCCCGUCGACUCGGCACAGCGCGUGCGUGAACCGGAAGAGUACGAAGAGGACGUUCACGAUCACCUCGAGGGUGAGGAUACGAGUGUCGAAGACAACUUUCACGACGUUGAUGAUAUCGACCAUGAGCACGAGGGAGACGAGGGAGACGAGGAGGCGGAGGAGGAGGAGGGGGGGGAAGGAGAGGCUGUCGAGUAUCAGGAGGAACUCGUGGAUCCGGCUUCAUUGGGACUCAAGGAGAUUUCCAAUCUCGGCCGGUUCACCGUGAGCAGUCACAAGCAGGGCAAUGGUGUUGAGGAACUACGAAGUGACGACCUCAGCCUCUACUGGCAGUCGGAUGGCCCUCAGCCGCACAAGCUGACGAUUUACUUCAUCAAGCGUGUGGGCAUCCGAGACUUGCGCUUCUACGUCAACUACGGCGAGGACGAGUCGUACACGCCCACAAACAUUGUCUUCAAGUCGGGCACGAGCGAGAACAACCUCAUAGAGUUUGCUCACCUGUCCCUGAACAACCCGGUCGGAUGGCAGCAAGUGCCGCUCAACGGCACGGGCGGUGGCCCCGACGGCAACACGCUCGUGUCAUAUGUGCUUCAGAUGCAGAUCCUCGAGAACCACCAGAAUGGCAAGGACACCCACCUCAGGGGCAUCAAGAUUUACGCCUACGACGCAGACUCGGGGCAGGCUGCCGGUGUUGAGAGCAACCCGGUCGAGGAUGUGGUGGAACUUAUGGGCACCCGCGCCGCCCGGUUCGACGCUAGGGGGGUUGUUGACGACGAGAAGGAUAACAGCCGCAGGCUCAGUGGGCUGGCGAGGAAGUUGGCCGAGACAAGGAUAGAGUCGGGCGACGUUGGCUUUACUAUUCCCGACUUCAUGCGUGACCCUGAAAUCCGAUGA
Messenger RNA from Geosmithia morbida, 1464 nucleotides. RefSeq names its product anaphase-promoting complex subunit 10. Gene Ontology annotation, cellular component: anaphase-promoting complex. Gene Ontology annotation, biological process: anaphase-promoting complex-dependent catabolic process; protein K11-linked ubiquitination. Lineage: Eukaryota; Fungi; Ascomycota; Sordariomycetes; Hypocreales; Bionectriaceae. The record is from RefSeq and is a predicted model, not a curated record. The transcript has 2 exons. The coding region runs from base 1 to 1464 and encodes 487 amino acids.